This is a messenger RNA of Pteropus alecto (black flying fox), 777 nucleotides long. RefSeq names its product mitochondrial amidoxime-reducing component 1. Gene Ontology annotation, cellular component: mitochondrial inner membrane. The record is from RefSeq and is a predicted model, not a curated record. Gene Ontology annotation, molecular function: pyridoxal phosphate binding; nitrate reductase activity; molybdopterin cofactor binding. Lineage: Eukaryota; Metazoa; Chordata; Mammalia; Chiroptera; Pteropodidae. Gene Ontology annotation, biological process: nitrate metabolic process. The transcript has 6 exons. Bases 29 to 739 code for a protein of 236 amino acids.
CUGGCUUGUGAUCAACGAGAAGGGGAACAUGGUCACUGCUCGACAGGAACCUCGCCUGGUCCUCAUUUCCCUGAUCUGUGAGGGGGAUGCCCUGACGCUCAGCGCAGCCUACACGAAGGACCUGCUGCUGCCCGUCCAGACGCCCGCCACGAAUGCCGUGGUUAAGUGCAGAGUGCACGGCCUGGAGGUGGAGGGCAGGGACUGCGGUGAGGCCGCAGCCGAGUGGGUCACCAGCUUCCUGAAGUCACAGCCCUACCGCCUGGUACAUUUUGAGCCUCACAUGCGACCGAGAAAGCCUCACCAAAUACAUGAUGUAUUCCGGGCCAAAGAUCAGAUCGCUUACUCGGACACCAGUCCGCUCUUGAUCAUCUCUCAGGCGUCACUGGCGGAUCUCAACUCCAGGCUCGAGAAGAAAGUCAAAGCAGCUAACUUCAGGCCCAGUAUUGUCAUUUCAGGGUGUGGCGUCUACGCAGAGGAUUCGUGGAACGAGCUCCUCAUCGGGGACGUGGAACUGAAAAGGGUGAUGGCUUGCUCCAGGUGCAUUUUAACCACGGUGGACCCCGACACUGGUGUCAUGAGCAGGAAGGAGCCACUGGACACCCUGAAGAGCUACCGCCUGUGUGACCCUUCGGAGCAAAAGUUAUACGGAAAAUCGCCUCUCUUUGGACAGUAUUUUGUUCCGGAAAACCUAGGGACCAUCAAAGUGGGAGACCCCGUGUACCUGCUGGGCCGGGAAUAGGCGCCAUAGGUCCUGGAAUCUCAGAUGCCUUUGAAAAA